AUGUCUCCAGUCCCUGCGCCCCGCACGCUGUCCUCAGCAGGUCCUCUGGACGCCCGAGUGCCUCUGGCUGCCAACACUGGGACACUGUGUCCGGCCUCUGUGGUGGGCCGAGGCGGCGCCGGCUGUCCGCUCCCUCAGUGUGGAGCCAGACUACUGCUGAGGUGGAGGGCAGCCACCGUCCCACAGCUGUCUGACCAGCAGGCAGAGCGGAAGCCGCAGUUUCACUACCUGUUUCCGACCUUUGGGAGCGCGCCGGCCUCUGCAGACGGCAGUGGGCCGCAGGGAGACCGCGGCCGCACCCCUGCCACUGCUGCGCCGCCCACGGCUGCCCGCACCACUCCUCCGCCAGAUGACUCUGCUGUCUCUCGCCUUCGGACCCUUCCUGAAAAGGAGAAGAAUAGCAGGCUGAUUCAAGCAGCGAAAGGGGGUGCAGUUACUGAGCUGCAGACGCUGCUGGGAGCUGGUGCGGACGUGGGAGCGAGGGAUGAGGGCGAGAGCAGGUGGACCACCCUGCACUGGGCUGCAGACAAGGGACACGAGAAGGCAGUGAGGUGCCUUGUGGAGGGUGGAGCAGACAUGAACGCCAGGACCAGUGGCUGGCAGGAGACGCCCCUGCACAGGGCUGCAUACAGUGGCCACGAGGCUGUGGCGCGGUUUCUGCUGGAGGCAGGGGCGGAAGUUGAUGCCAGGAACAAAACGCAGAGCACGCCCUUGCUCUUGGCUGCAGAGAAAGGGCACGCGGCGGUGGUGCGGCUGCUACUGGCCUCCACGCCUUACCACAGCGCCAGGAAUCAGUGGGGGCGAACACCGCUACACGAGGUGGCUCUGAACGGCCACGCAGAGGCGGCCUCUGCACUGCUCGAGGCAGGGGCCGACCGCUGGGCGAGGAAUAACGAGGGCAAUACCCCACUGGACCUCGCCAGGCAGAAAAACCACCAGCAGCUGAUAGACAUGCUAAAGUGA
Molecule: messenger RNA, 963 nt
Organism: Schistocerca piceifrons (Central American locust)
Lineage: Eukaryota; Metazoa; Arthropoda; Insecta; Orthoptera; Acrididae
Product: putative ankyrin-containing lipoprotein Lxx09580
Exons: 3
Coding region: 1-963 (320 amino acids)
Molecular function (GO): protein binding
Source: RefSeq, a predicted model, not a curated record